Messenger RNA from Scedosporium apiospermum, 915 nucleotides. Its product is annotated as Class II aldolase adducin domain protein. The record is from RefSeq and is a predicted model, not a curated record. Bases 1 to 915 code for a protein of 304 amino acids. Gene Ontology annotation, cellular component: cytoskeleton. Lineage: Eukaryota; Fungi; Ascomycota; Sordariomycetes; Microascales; Microascaceae. Gene Ontology annotation, molecular function: actin filament binding. The transcript is spliced from 3 exons.
AUGGCCCCAUCCGCCGAGGAAGCGACAGCCGCAGUUGCUAGCGGGCCAGAUGCAACGGUUGUCUCGUCUGGUCUCGCUAGUAUCGGGCCGCCCAAAUUUGCCGACCCUCAUGAGGAGCGACAGUAUUUGAAGGGCAGACUCGCUUUGGCGUUCCGUAUUUUCGCGAAGCUUGGUUUCGAUGAAGGUGUUGCCGGCCAUAUCACGGUCAGGGAUCCCGUUGAACCAACCAGCUUUUGGGUGAACCCGUUCGGUGUCGCAUGGCCUCUGCUGAAGGCGUCGGAUCUCAUUCGCGUAAACUCCAAGGGCGAAGUUGUCGAAGGUGGUCCAGUCAGACUGCUAAACAAUGCAGGUGAGUACAUUGCACUUCCUCGCCAUUUACGGCCUCGCUCCACCCAGCCUAAUCUCCUCCGUAAAGCCUACAUGAUUCAUCACGCGGUCCACGAGGCCCGGCCCGAGAUUAACUGCGUUGCUCAUUCGCACUCCGUCCACGGGAGGGCAUUCUCCACUCUCGGCCGGUCCAUCGAUAUCAUUACCCAGGACUCGUGUGCGUUUUACAAUGACCUCGCCUUCUAUAAUUCCUUCGGUGGGAUUGUCCUCGGCGCCGAAGAGGGUGUCCGCAUCGCUGGGGCCUUGGGGAACAAGAAAGCCGCUAUUCUGGCCAAUCACGGUCUUCUCACAGCUGGGAAAUCUAUCGAGAGCACCGUCUUCUGGUUUAUGAGCCUUGAGACUUGUUGCCGUGUUCAACUUCUUGCCGACGCUGCUGCUGCCGGUCGGGGAGGGAAAGUUGUGAAAAUUGAGGAUGAGGAGGCAGCGUAUACGUAUAAGGCGGUCGGCAGUGAGCUCGCAGGUUGGUUCUCUGCCCAGCCAACGUUUAAGCUUAUGGAGCUUGAGAGUGGAGAAGAUUAUACCUCCUGA